Messenger RNA from Symbiodinium necroappetens, 765 nucleotides. NCBI's taxonomy places the organism in Eukaryota, Dinophyceae, Suessiales, Symbiodiniaceae. The record is from the annotation of a GenBank genome assembly.
AUGGUUGCGCAACGUAUUGUUGUGCAAGCUUGCCUGCACCCACAAGAGUCCCAUCUCAACUGGGGCGAUUUGAUGAAGCCACUGCUGCAGGGAACCAAAGCUGAGCAACUUGAAGCAAAGCUUGAUCAAGGAUGUCCACUCAGCAGCUUUCCGAAGGACCUUGCAGCGGCCAUGCAGAGGUUGGAUAGCGGACGGCUGUACAGACCCGGACCCAAGUCCAGCAGUGCCGACCUCUUUAUCAAACACUCCACGCUUACAAUAGAGGUGCAGGACAAAAGCGGAGUGUCGACUGGAGUCUCGUUCGCUAAUGUUUGCCAGGAAGUGGGAAAGUGCAUUCAGCAGGGAUCAGUGCUAUGGGUGCUUGUUGCACUCAAGCUGAAUGAGUCGCUCAGUCACUGUGUUGGAGAGGCAAGGCCCUUGGUGCUUGAAAGCGGCACUUAUCAAGAGGAAGAGCUCGCGGAUGGAGGGUCCGGUGGGCUGUUGUACCGUCCCAAAAGCAAAGGGAGCUGGCAAAAGCGGAUUCAGAAUGGAGAAUGGCACGACGUCACAACAAAGAUACAACCCAAAGGCAAAGGGGAAACGCUUCAAGUGCGACAGGAGUUGCAACUGGUGAUCCCGCAUCCGAAGCAUGUUAAGGAGUUCCUCGGCGAGUCUGACUUUGAGAUGGUGAAGGAAUUGGCCCAGAAGACACGUGACAGAACGGUCGACAUACCCUUCUUGAGCCGCUUCUACAACUUCCAGAAGCCGCAUGCGCAAGGCACGUGA